This is a messenger RNA of Lates calcarifer (barramundi perch), 1239 nucleotides long. RefSeq names its product ciliated left-right organizer metallopeptidase-like. Bases 1 to 1239 code for a protein of 412 amino acids. Gene Ontology annotation, molecular function: metalloendopeptidase activity. The transcript is spliced from 10 exons. Gene Ontology annotation, biological process: proteolysis; cell adhesion. The record is from RefSeq and is a predicted model, not a curated record. Gene Ontology annotation, cellular component: membrane; cytoplasm. NCBI's taxonomy places the organism in Eukaryota, Metazoa, Chordata, Actinopteri, Centropomidae.
AUGGCUUUACCUCCAUCCCAGAGACUAGCGGUCAGAGCUGCACCCAUCCACCCAGACAGCCCACCCAACGAGCCCAGACUCAGAUCCCUGACCGGGCAAGAGCACCCGCCACCCUCUAAGCAACAAACCAAUGGUGGAGGAUGGAGGACAGUGAAGCCCCCUCCUGCCUCUCCACAGCCAAUCAGGAUCCACACCUGGAUUCCAAGAGAGAACGACAACCUAUCAGACGCAGAGAAAGACAGACUGAAGUCAGCAGUGGCCGAGGCUGUGAGGGUGGUGUCUUCUUUACUAUCAGUGAACAGAGUACUGGGUCCUCUGCUGCUCAGCAGAGACGUCAACAAAUACUGCAAGUUUAUCUGGAGCAAUUCAAGAAACACCAACUACAACAGGUGUGGUCGAGCCAACAACAACUACAGGAGUGAGACCUGUCUGGAUGUGACGAUCCCAGAUGAUCACCUGGUUGGAUGUGACAUUUACCCAGAGCCAGAUUCACCUCGUAGGACUGUUCUCAGACCUGAAGGUGCUGGACUCCCUGACACUGACUUCCUGCUGUACCUCCACACACAGUCCACUGACAAGUGCAGAGCAGAGCCUGAUGUGUUUGCCUACGCUGUCCACUGCCAGACAGACACCCAUGGGCGACCUGUGGCUGGGGUGGUGGUCAUCUGCAGACUGACAGAAUCCACGUACAACCACCAGGCUACAGUACAGACUGUGAUCCAUGAGCUGUUUCAUGCACUUGGUUUCUCUAAAGAUCUCUUCCACACCUGGAGAGAUUGUUCCUCCUCUUCUCAAGUGGGUGCUGGAUGUUCACCUCGGGGGAAAGUGAUUCACUCUGAUGGAUCGGGCCAGAUGAGGAUUUACACCCCGUCUGUCAUCUCAGCUCUGCAGAGGCACUUGGCAUCAACUGACCCUGAGCUCGGAGGGCCGCUGGAGAACCUGGAUGUACAUCCAGGUAGAGUGUCCUCUCACUGGGAGUCCCGGGUCCUGCGGGGGUCCAUCAUGGCAGCGGUGCUGGAGGACUCCACCACAGUCCGGAUCGACCCAAUCACUUUAGCUGCGUUACAAGACACAGGCUGGUACACUGUCAACCUGAGCCGGGCACAGAGUCUGGUCUGGGGUGGGGUGAGUGAAUGCUCAAGGCAGACAGCUGGAGACGAUUGGAGUGGGGAGAUUUUGGGCCUCGACAGCCGUUGCUUCUUCUCCAACCUGACCACACAGGUGUGUGUGCAUGUAUGA